CAUGUUCCACACGUUUCAGUCGUCUGCGGGGCAGCGUCAACCCGCGGGAGACGGCGACUAUGCCGGAAAGCCAACACGAUCAACUGGUUCACGACGGAUAUCGACCAGUAACGCGUGUAUAGAGUGCAGACGGCGGAAGAUUCGAUGCGACGGAAUGCAGCCAUGCGGGCAGUGUCAGUGGUACCAACAUCCCGAAGCAUGCAGCUAUUCGAAACCCGCGCAGCGAGUUGUACCCAGUCGCAAACUCGUGGAUAAGUUGUCCGGUAACAUCGAUCUGUACAAGAAUGUCUUGAUCAGGCUACUGGGCACGACUCAGCUUGACUCGAUAGCAAACCUUUCCCGAGAAGAACUUCUGCAGCUCGCCUUAGCUGCUCCGGAGGCCUCUCAAGGAAUAUCUCCGUCCAUAGGAAACGCGCGGGCCAUGUCAGACAUUCACACCGGCUCGGAUGGUGCCGACAGCCUGGAAGCACUCGAGCAAGCACCACCAGAAGACCCCUACUGGGACGAAGCACGAAAGCACCAAGUUCGCGUGCAAGGGAUAUCAGAUGAUGUCAAUGGUCUUUCUAUGUCCGUGGACAGGUUGUCAUCGUACGUUGGAAUAUCCUCCAUUACGGCAGCCUUAAAAGUCAUUGUGCGAUGUGCACCGCAAGCACGACCGCUGCUCACCCACAAUAACCAGACCGAAACAGCAGUCCCUAGCCGAGCAAGUUCUCCGCCACCCGAGCUCGCAAACAAUCACCCGCUUGCACUACCAUCGCAGGCACAAGGAGAGAAACUCAUCGAAAGCUAUUUCGAUCGGUGUCAUCCUUUCUUCCCUCUGAUAGACGAGCGCAAAUUCUGGUCUACUUACCUACACGGAAAUCGAACAGACUCACAAUGGCUAGCACUCUUGAACAUUGUCUUCGCUGUGGGUUCAUUGGCGUCCUCGACCGCUGACAAUCAAGCACACUACACCUACUUCAACCGAUCACGGAAACACAUGUCUCUGGACUCUUUUGGUAGCGGCAACAUUGAAGUGCUGCAAGCUCUAGCCAUAAUGAGUGGCUACUACAUGCACUAUCUCAACCGGCCCAACGAGGCACACUCUCUCAUGGGUGGAACCCUUCGUAUGGCUACGUCACUGGGCCUGCAUCGUGAAUACUCAGAGCGAAACGACGCGAACAGGCAGCAAGCUCCAUUUGAAUAUGAAGAAGAAUCCAUCUCGCCUGAGAUGAGGCGGCGCAUGUGGUGGAGUCUCUUCUGUCUCGACGCAUGGGCUUCCACCACGACUGGUAGACCAUCUUUGGGCAGAAUGGGGCCAUCGAUCACAGUCAUGAAGCCUGGCACAGCUGCCAACGCUGUGCCUACUAUAAUCAUGCACAACAGUCCGCAAUUUAUGGACCAGCUCAAACUGCUUCCACUCACUCAUGCAUCGACGUUUUGUGCGAUCGCUACAAAGAUACAGGAUCGGCUAGUUGAAUCACCACUGCUUCCCCAUGCCGAAACAGCUGCCUACGACGCCCAGAUCUUGAAGUGGCACGAAGAAUUACCCUCAAUCCUGUCUGAUCACGAAGAGCCAUGUCCCGAUUUUCUCCAUCGAGUGCGGCUCAUUAUGAGGUGGCGCUUCCACAACAUCAGGAUUGUGCUGCACCGACCUGUCUUGUUGACGACAGCUCUUCGGCGAUGUACAUGGGCGACUCUGAUAACUGAAGAAAAAACAGCAAUCGAAAAGUGCCGCACAAUGGCCAGUACCACAAUCGAAGAAAUAAGCAGAGAUUGUAUGCCCGAUCUCAUCUCAGGAUGGAAUGCAGUCUGGUUUUGCUUCCAGGCUUGUAUGGUACCUCUUGUGUCUCUAUUCAGCGACGCCAGUCAACCUGAAGAAGUCGAGAGAUGGCAAGCAAGCAUUGUGACAGCCUUGGAAUUUUUUGAUCGCGCAAGAGACUGGAGCAUAGCUGCAAAACGAAGUGCUGAUGCGGUAGCGAGGCUAUAUGCAGCAUACAAAGCACAAAAGACCACUCCAUCACCUCCGUCACUUCCACCAACACAGCAGCAGCAGCAGCAGCAGCAGCAACAACAACAGCAACAACAGCAACAAGAACAGGCAUAUGCCAUGCCCAACAACUACCCUCAUUUCAAUGAUCUCGACCGGAAUCUUGGUCUCAGCCAGAACCCUUUCGACUACAAUGCUGCAACAAUGCAAAACUGGCCAAACGCUAACAUGAACGAUCCAAACUACCUAAACUAUUUCUGGGACGACAUGAUGUGGGACACGAAUCUGCCAGACAUACAAGAUGUACCAUAUGGAAUGAGCAGCGACUACGACUUUACGGGCGCGGCGCAAGACUCCGGUGUGGGUGGGGCAUACUGGAUGCACGGGAACUAG
Molecule: messenger RNA, 2362 nt
Organism: Ascochyta rabiei
Lineage: Eukaryota; Fungi; Ascomycota; Dothideomycetes; Pleosporales; Didymellaceae
Exons: 4
Coding region: 2-2362 (786 amino acids)
Biological process (GO): DNA-templated transcription; positive regulation of transcription from RNA polymerase II promoter by galactose
Cellular component (GO): nucleus
Molecular function (GO): zinc ion binding; DNA-binding transcription factor activity, RNA polymerase II-specific; RNA polymerase II cis-regulatory region sequence-specific DNA binding
Source: RefSeq, a predicted model, not a curated record